CCAGGCGGCGGCGGCGACGACGACAAAAUGGCGGCAACGGCAGCCGGUCAGAGUCUGGGAGCCGAUCAAACCCCGGUGGCGGGUCAGUCCCCCGGUCAAUGUCUAACGCCUGUCUUGUUGGCGCUUGCUGCUCUCUUGCUGACCCGCUACCUCCUGAAGCGCAGGACCCGGGUUCGGCACAGGCUGCCCCCCGGCCCGCCCUGCUGGCCCCUGAUCGGCACGCUGCCCUCCUGGAGAACCGGUUCCGGGGCUCAACUCCCGCCGCACCUGCAGUUCACCGCCCUGGGCAAGGCGUAUGGCGACAUUUGCAGCCUGCACCUGGGCAGUCGGCUCCUGGUCGUCCUCAGCGGCUUCCAGAUGGUUAGAGAUGCGCUACAGCGCAACGCCGAGGUGUUCUCCGACAGACCCACCAUCCCUCUGAUCACCAUCAUAACCCAGCGCAAAGGGAUAGUCUUUGCACCAUAUGGUGUGGUCUGGAAGCAACAAAGAAAAUUUUCCCUCUCGACACUGAGACACUUUGGUUUCGGGAAACUUGAUCUAGAGCCUAAAAUCAUAGAGGAACUGCAGUUUGUGAAGUUGGAGUUUUCCAAAGCAGUGGGAACAGCCUUCUCUCCUUUUCAUGUCAUUAAUAAUGCUGUGUCUAACAUCAUUUGCUCAAUGUGUUUUGGGAAACGGUUUGAUUAUGAAGAUGAGGAAUUUAGAACCAUGUUGAGUUUGAUUGUCCGAGGGAUGAAAUUAGCAUCAAACAGCCCUGCAAUGCUCAUCAAUAUAAUUCCUUUACUUCAGUAUUUACCCUUUGGGCCUUUCAAGGAGGUUGCCCAAACAGUAAAAGAUGUAACUGCGUUCCUGAAAAACAUUAUUGCUCAGCACCGAAAGACUAUGGACCCUGAAAACCCACGUGAUUUUGUUGAUUUUUACCUGAAAGAAGUAGACUAUGAAAUACAAAGAAACCAAAAUACAAGCUUCAGUGAAGAUUAUUUAUUUUAUAUAAUUGGGGAUCUCUUUGUAGCAGGGACAGACACGACAUCCAACACUGUGUUGUGGGCUAUUCUCUUUAUGGCUGCACAUCCGGAAAUUCAAGAAAAGGUUCAAAGAGAGAUCAGCAUUGUUGUUGGUGAGUCUAGACCACCUUCUCUCAAAGACAAACUUCAUAUGCCCUUCACAGAAGCAACAAUAAUGGAAAUUCAGCGGAUGACCACGGUGGUUCCACUUGCCAUUCCACAUAUGGCAUCAGAAACUGUUGACUUUAAAGAUUAUACUAUACCCAAGGGAAGUAUAGUGGUUGCAAAUCUGUGGUCAGUGCAUAGAGAUCCAAGCAUGUGGGAACAUCCUGAUGAAUUUAAUCCUUCUCGCUUCUUGGAUGCAGAUGGAAAUAUUGUGAAAAAUGAAGCAUUUAUGCCAUUUGGAAUAGGAAAACGGAUCUGUAUGGGAGAGCAGAUGGCAAAGAUGGAACUCUUCCUGAUCUUCAGCACCCUCCUACAAUCAUUCUGCUUCAGACUUCCUGAAGGCAGUGAUGUACCAAAUAUGAUCGGCCAGUUUGGCCUAACACUGUCUCCAGAUCCUUUUAAAAUCAUUCCUGUCAAGCGAUAAACUACUUGUUGAAAUGAGUCACCGUCUUCAAGGUUUAGAAUCUGCAAUACAGACAAGGAAGUCUCUAUCUUUUUAUCCUCCCUCAAUAUUAUAUCCAUUAGAACUCACUAACAAUCCAUACUAUGUUGACUGUUUAUUUUGCCUAAGAUGCCAAUUUCUAACUUGCCUCCUUUAUUUGUGGUGCAAUAUUGAUAACUCAGAUGUGUCGCCUAUGGUGUUACUUUGCUGCUGCUUUCAAUUAGCAGAAAAGCUAAAAUCAGUUCCAAACUCACUCCUUGAUAGAAUAUUUAUUAUUCCUGUACAGAAUAUGAUCAAAUACUUGAAAAUUUCCUAUUUUCUUUGUCAUCCUGGAUUUGACAUCAGUACUUAAGACACUUAAGAUUAUUUUAUUUUAUGUAUUUCACUUUUAAAGACUGUCUACUAUUUACAAUGAACAUGUGGAACAAGCAGUGCAAACAAUUUAAUGGAAAUACAGCUUUUAUACCUUUGUGAA
Molecule: messenger RNA, 2083 nt
Organism: Carcharodon carcharias (great white shark)
Lineage: Eukaryota; Metazoa; Chordata; Chondrichthyes; Lamniformes; Lamnidae
Gene: cyp2u1
Product: cytochrome P450 2U1
Exons: 5
Coding region: 28-1590 (520 amino acids)
Biological process (GO): xenobiotic metabolic process
Cellular component (GO): intracellular membrane-bounded organelle; cytoplasm
Molecular function (GO): oxidoreductase activity, acting on paired donors, with incorporation or reduction of molecular oxygen, reduced flavin or flavoprotein as one donor, and incorporation of one atom of oxygen; iron ion binding; heme binding
Source: RefSeq, a predicted model, not a curated record